This is a messenger RNA of Didymosphaeria variabile, 465 nucleotides long. RefSeq lists its product as uncharacterized. Bases 1 to 465 code for a protein of 154 amino acids. The record is from RefSeq and is a predicted model, not a curated record. Lineage: Eukaryota; Fungi; Ascomycota; Dothideomycetes; Pleosporales; Didymosphaeriaceae. The transcript has a single exon.
AUGGAUGGUGAACCUUCUUUGGACAACUUAACUAUUCAAACAGACUGGCCUGAUCCUGACGCUAAUACAGCAUUCGAAGACUCUAGCCUGGAUCCUCCAAGCUUCGACCACCUCAACGAUGACUCGAAUGCGGUAGACACCUCUUGGAGCUCAGGGUUCUUGCAGGACGCCGUAAGGUCAGGACCUAGGACAUCGUUAGCUUCAUCAGUCUUUGAACACGACGGUCUUUUCCAGGAAUCGACAGACGAAACAAACCAACGCAUCCUUACUGCUAGCCGUCAAGCCUAUAAGCCUGGUCCUGGCACAUGGGCUCCGGAGGUUACAGGAAACCUGUUCGGGGGACAGUACCAGAACAGUGUUGCUCGUUUCCAAAUUGGACAGAUGCAGGCGGCACAGGACCGCCACAUCACACACUCGAACUUUAACCCUCUUCCGGAAGCCGAGCCAGACAUUGAAAAUAAUUAG